Colletes gigas is the source of this 598-nucleotide messenger RNA. It is a transcript of the gene LSm3, whose product is annotated as U6 snRNA-associated Sm-like protein LSm3. Gene Ontology annotation, cellular component: precatalytic spliceosome; U6 snRNP; P-body. Gene Ontology annotation, molecular function: RNA binding. Lineage: Eukaryota; Metazoa; Arthropoda; Insecta; Hymenoptera; Colletidae. The record is from RefSeq and is a predicted model, not a curated record. Gene Ontology annotation, biological process: mRNA splicing, via spliceosome; P-body assembly. The transcript is spliced from 3 exons. The coding region runs from base 153 to 464 and encodes 103 amino acids.
CGUCUUCUGCCAGUUUAUCUGAAUUGUACCGCGCAAUGUUUUAAUUGCAUGACAAACAAAUGUAGUUUUUGUUGAUGUAUAUACAGUUCCUUAAUCCGUAUUUGUUAGUAAGUUGUAAAUAAUUCUGUUAACGACAAGAACAUUAUUAUAUCAUGGCUGAUGAGACCGAGCAGGUACCGGCAAUAAACGUCAAAGAACCAUUGGAUCUUAUAAGAUUGAGUCUUGAUGAACGGAUAUACGUUAAAAUGAGAAACGAGAGAGAACUACGGGGACGGUUACAUGCUUAUGAUCAGCACUUAAAUAUGGUUUUGGGGGAGGCAGAAGAAACUGUAACUACCGUAGAAAUCGACGAGGAAACGUACGAAGAAGUUUAUCGUACUACAAAAAGAAAUAUUUCCAUGCUCUUUGUUCGCGGUGAUGGUGUAAUUUUGGUAUCCCCGCCUAGCAUGAGAGCUCCGCUAUAAGAUAUCUUAGGUGUAAUGCAUGUAAAAAAUUACAAAUACCUGGAGUAAAGUUCUACAUUAAUAAUAUUAACUAUUAUAUUAGUACUCGACAGUUGUGAUAAAAAUUCAGCUGAAUUUCUACAAAUACUUGUGAC